Molecule: messenger RNA, 994 nt
Organism: Sipha flava (yellow sugarcane aphid)
Lineage: Eukaryota; Metazoa; Arthropoda; Insecta; Hemiptera; Aphididae
Exons: 7
Coding region: 5-994 (329 amino acids)
Source: RefSeq, a predicted model, not a curated record
GGACAUGCAGCUUAUCAAAUCAUAUCCUCAAACUUCACAUUCUCAGAGUACUCUUACAUAUUCAAAAAAUGUUAAUGAAAUUAAAUCAACAUCAUUCCUGCCGAAAUCUAAAGAGCAAAAAACUGACAAAUCCAUUUCUAAACCAAAUAAAGUAAUAAGGAAACCAUUAUUUGAAGAAGUUCAAUCUCACACUAAAUCUUAUUCUCAAAGUUCAAAACAACAAAAAAAUAAAAGUUCAAUUGUGAAAGAACUUUUCUCAACAGAGAAACAUAUGACCAGUAUGCAGCCAGCUACUCCGAUAUAUUCAAAAUAUAAUAAUGAAAUAAAAUCAACAUCAUUCCUCCCGAAAUCUAAAGAUCAAAUCCCUGACGGAUCCAUAUCCAAACCAAAUGAAUAUUUGGGUAUUGAGAAAAUGGAUCGCGAGUUUCAACAACAUAUGAACAGAAACAUAGCAUUUUUAAAAGUUGAAAUAAGGAACAUUCAAAACAACCAGUUGGUUAUUUUGGAGCGACUAGAUUCAAUCCAAUCUCAUUUAGAAGAUCAACCACUUAUUGAUAAAACAAAUUCAUCUAUAAAUGAGUUGGCUAAUUAUCAAUUUCCUAUUGACAAUGUAGUAGACCUUUAUACAUUUGAGGAUAAUAUAAGUGGGGACCAACAGUUCAGAACUCAUUUGGUGAAAGAAUUGUCAUAUAUCGGAGGAAAGCACACAAAAGCCAUGGUACAACGAAUAAUGUCAAAAUUAUUCAAAGAUGAAUUAUUAAAAAAUUAUUCAUUCACUGGAAAGAAAGGAAAAACCCCAUUCUCUUCAUUGGCGAUUUGUUCGGUAAUAUUUGAAGCUGUGAAAAAACAAAUAAAAUUUAAAAACGUUCCACAAAAUGAAAUUGAGGAAACUAUCAAAUAUAUUUUGGCUCAAGCUCCAUUCAACCUCAAACGUUCAACUUCUAAAAUGGACAAACAGUCUUCUAGCUCAGCUAUAAUGCAGUCUACAACAUAA